AAUCUAUUGAAAAACUCAUGAAAUAUUUAUUGAUUUCAAGAAAGUAGUCUAUACCAAGGUUAUUUUUAUUGCAUGCCAGAUCUUGCAUUAGACUACACUCUUAGAAAAAAGGGUUCCGUAACGGUUAUUUGGCUGUCCCCAUAGGAUAACCCUUUUUGGAUCCAGGUAGAACUAUUUUGGGUUCCAAGUAGAACCCUCUGUGUGUGGAAAGGGUUCUACAUGGAUCCAAAAAAGGGUUCUUCAAAGGGUUCUCAUAUGGGGACAGUCGAAUAACCAUUUUCGGUUCUAGAUAGCACCUUUUUUUAAAUUCUAAGUGCAUUGAAGAAUGCAAGGCCAGGUUGCACAUCCUUUGUGUCAUUUGUUGACAUUUAUUUGAAGACAUCAGGAAUGACUGAUUACAUCAAGGUGUUUUCCUUGGGCAUUGUCCAGCUCAAUGGUCCAGCUCCAAAACCCCGAUUGUUAUGAUGAUUAUCACGUGAUUAAGUCUUCUGUGGCGGUAGGACGUCCCAUUGCCUUGUAGGAACAAACAAGUCACAUAAGGGGACAAGGGAGCCCAAUAACUGGGAGAUUUUAAAGUUAAAUUAGUUCAUCGUGGACAGUGAAGAGCAUCAGUCUAUACUUCGGUGAGGCGCGUCAUUUUUUGACCCACAACAUCAGGAAUCGCAACAUUAUUUCAUAUUUGAGUGCAUCAUUGGACACUGCUGGGACAUUAAGAUGACAUCAUCAUCAUUAUCACCUGACGGGGCCAUGCUGGUCUGUCGGAGUGUGGAGGAGCUGAAGCGCAGGGCCCAGGGCCCGGUGAGGAGGAACCUGUUUGGGCCUGUGGACCACGAGCAGCUGCAACAGGACUUCCAGAGGCACCUGGGUAUGAGCGUGGAGUCGGCCAACAAGCGCUGGGACUUUGACUUCAACACCGGCCAGCCGGCCGCCGAGGGCGCCAGCGUGGAGUGGAAGGAGAUGAAAUGCCAGGAUGUGCCGGCGUUCUACCGCAACUGUGUGUUGAGGAAGCCGGUGAUUGGCAUCGACGGGCAGAGGGCGGAGAGAGAGAAUGUCCGGUUGGCACGGGCAUCGUCUCCAGGGUCGUCCAGCUGUGGUGAGGAGUACCUGGAGGUGACCACCAGGGAGAGCUAUACGAUCCAGAGGCCAGAGAAGAAGACGGCAGGAGCAGUCAAACGGAGACAAGCCGCCAUAACGGAAUUCUUUGUCGUGAAGAAGAGGACCAUGCAGCACAAACAGUCCUCUCUGCAGUAAACACAGCCCCAAAAAGAGUGCAAUUCAGUGGGCAUGCUCCGUUUGGAAAUCACCUCAUUAAGAUGGAUAUAUCAUUUCUGCAGCUUUCUGUAGCGACUCUGACGGUCGAAAAGCUCAUAGCUACAGUGUGUCUUAAAGGAAGUGGAAAAGGAAGUGGAAAGGAUGGAUGUUUGAAUAUAUAUUUAUAUAGCUGUGUUUCAUCUAUAUUUUCUAAGCUUGUAUGACUGUCUAAGCUUUAGAUUAUACUGUGAAAUAAUUCCAAUGCACUCAUCAGGAAAAAACCUCAAUGGCUCUGUCGUAAGAGAUUUCUUCCAACAGUACCCAUGGUAUAGUGUUUAACUCCCAACCACCUCGGCCCACACUCUAACAGCUUCUCUAAAAGUAGUUCAACUAUUCCUGACCUCACUCCACGUGUAGUCUUCAGUUUCACCGCGGCUGUAAAAGUAUCAGCCACGCGAGUAAGAGGCCCCGGGGUUACCUCAGGUCAAAUUGGCAACGCGACCAUGAUUAGCCUAGGGUGCAAAGGUCAACUGUGAAGUUCCAGCCCUUAGGCUAUCAGGCAUCGGUAUGAUAAUGAUACAUCUUAUUGAGUAAUAUUACUUCUCAAUAAAUGUCUAUUAUUACAGUAAUUGUUUUAUUCUUAAGCUUUUUGGUGUGAGUAUUAUUACAGAGUGAUAUUUGGUGUCGGUAGGAAACGAGCUUAAAUUAGCUUAAGUUAAUUGUCAAAUAUUGUUAUUACGGCUAACAUACACUUCACCGUUGGCACCACCGUCUCUGUACAAUUUGUCAAAAAUGUCAGUGCACAACUGAAUAAAAUAAAUCGUUUUUAUUUUAUUUAGCUCCCUUUAUCAUUUUAAGGUAGUAAAACAUAUUCUUGGAAACUUUUUGGUAAACCUUGUAUGUUUGCUUUGUUGGCUAAAUCCUUUUAACAAUGUUGCAUUUUCUACUCUUGUCUUCGUAUAAUGAUAGCCUCUAGGCUUUGAACUCUUUUCUGUAUGAAGGAAGGUAGCUUUGACAUUGUUUGGAAUUGAAGUUAAAGGGUGUUGCAGUUCACAAAAGUACAUUCAUCCUUAAUGUAUAUGGAACAUUCCAGGUUCUGUCAGUAAAUGAUUAUUUUUAUGAGGAGCUCAGCUGAAACACAUUUCCAUUGCUGUGCUAAAUAGUAGACUGUUGUGACAACUGAGGCAGUUGACCAAAAAAAAGAACAAAUAUAUUAUGUGUGAGUCAUCCGUAAGCGUUGGCUUGAGUCAAGGGACAUAGAAAUCCACAUGCCUUACGCAUCUCCAAAUACAUCUCAGAUAAACCUGUGAUUCAUAUGCAGUAUCACAGAUUUAUCCAUUGGCAUUACAUUCCAAACUUUAUGCCAUUCAUUCUCCAUAGCCAGAGUCACAUCGCAAUACUGUAAAUAAUGGUGGCAAAAGUAGCAGUCCAACAGGGAUUGCCGUUCCUUAAAUGUGUCAUGUUCGAACAAAGAGACAUAAUCUGGAUUACCUACCUCAUUGAACGAUUGACAAAAAAAGUGAAAAGAAUAGAAAAAAAAUAUACAAAAUAAAAAAUGUCAAAUAAUUCCAACAUAUUUGUUGGAAACUACAGGAGUUCAUUUUGUAUUACUGUUCAUAGCUGGUUCAGUGGGAAAGCGGGUUCAGACCAUAGGCUUUAGUUACACAUCAGGUAAAAUAGUCAGUGUGUCUGAGUGAUAGGACCCGUUCCAGCUCAAAGCAGGACUGAGGAAACUCAAGUCCUCUGGGAGUCCUGAGCUUUGUUAUCUCUGGCUUGCUUUGCUUUGACUGGUUUCCCAGAACUAGACAGAAUGGAGGAUGGGGGCAGGGACUUUAUUAAUAGACAGCAACAGAAUGAUGUCCGAGACCCUCAAUCAAAGUGGUUCUAUAGCCAGACAAGUGGCCUGUGUUCUAGAGUGCUUUUGUCUGGAACCAUAGAGGUCCUUAUAACACCGCCCUCUUGACUUGCCAAUGUAGAGAGUCAUGUCAACAGAACGUUCUGUUUUCCGUUUACACACUUCACCUCACAAAUGGAAUCGAUUAUCCGUUUUUAUUUAAUAAUAUUUGAUGGUGUUUUUUUUGUGUGUGUUUGGACUUGAGUCUGUAUGUAUGUUGGUUUAUAUGCGCCUGUCUUUUAAUGUGUUCAAAAUAAAACUUUAAACGUCUGUUAACUUA
This is a messenger RNA of Salvelinus fontinalis (brook trout), 3425 nucleotides long. Its product is annotated as cyclin-dependent kinase inhibitor 1-like. Gene Ontology annotation, cellular component: nucleus. Gene Ontology annotation, biological process: regulation of mitotic cell cycle; signal transduction by p53 class mediator. Bases 715 to 1251 code for a protein of 178 amino acids. The transcript is spliced from 3 exons. Lineage: Eukaryota; Metazoa; Chordata; Actinopteri; Salmoniformes; Salmonidae. Gene Ontology annotation, molecular function: cyclin-dependent protein serine/threonine kinase inhibitor activity. The record is from RefSeq and is a predicted model, not a curated record.